AGAGGGAUGGAGGGCAGGGUCUCGUGGGAGUGAGAAGGGUCAGAGAGAGGUUUUCUUUUCUCAGCCGAGCGAAUAGCUUUUCCACUUUAAAUCAUUAUAGUCUUCAGAAGGAAGAGCCAUGUGAUUUAUAGAGGUAGGUUGUAAAGGCCUUUCCAUCGAUGAAGUGUAAGGUUUAAUUGAAUUUGUUGCAACAGUUGUUUCUGCGUAGCCCCCUUGUUCUCUGAAGGAAAAUCAUCCUUUUUUUCUCUCCCUCUUCUUUCUUUAUUUCUUUCUUUUUUGAGAAAGAGAUGAUCUUUAUCCCUAUAAACUUCAGCUAGAGAGUUUCAAUUUGAGUAAAUGACAGAAGAGUCAUCAGCUCCUAGUCCUAUUAAGGCUCUGUUUUCAAAUACCCUGGACCUGUACAUUGAAAACACAACUGCUGGAUAUCGUGCCUUCUGCCACCCAAACUAGCACCUGUGACCUGGGGUGUGUUGUAGUUUUAGUUUUUGAUGGCAAGGAACAGAGGCUCCUUUGGACACCUGGUAAUAAUCAUGUUGGCUUGAUGGGUUUCUCUGUUCUUGCGUAACUUCCUUUGCUAAGGGCCUUGCUUGCUAUGGCCUCCAGUCUACCCCUAGGCAGCCUUCCUGCCUGUGUGUCUUGCCAGCUCAGUCUAAAUUUCCAAAAUUCGUACUCCCCAGAGCUUGAAUGGGAUUGGUCAAGUUCAUCCUUUCACAUCAAGCCGUGUCCUUGGUCACUGCUUAUCGGUCAGAUGUCUAUCCCUGGUCCAGUUAGCUCUGAUCCGAGGUGGGAGCUGAGGAUCCGACGGAUGCUGCUUGGCUGUCUAGGCAACAGGAGCCCAGGGCGGGGCAAUCUCCCUUAUAAAGAUGAGGGAGGGAGUGCUCAGGUACUGACUGAGCAAGGCCAGCAGAGUUCCCAUUUUGAUGGCUCUUCAUGAGGAAGACAAAGCACAGAGCUGCCUUGAUAGUAUGAUGAAAUCGGAGAGAGUUCAGAGCAGUGCCCUUUGUGAAUAAGGACAAGAGAAGAAUUUGGGCAAUUAAUUAUGCAAUCGAGUCCCAAAUUCUGCUAUCAUCUUGAGCAUCAGACGAAAACACUCCGAAUCAAAACCCUGAGUUUUAUUUUAACCUGAAUCACCUAGAUCACAGCAGGGUUUUGCUCGAAUGACCCAGACAGAUUGCAUCAAUUUUCUGCUUUACUCUGCUUGUGGAGACUGGGCUGUUAGUGGUCACUUCUGGAAGAAGAGAAAGUACUAGAGAAAAAGAAAAAGAAGAAGGUUCGAACCUGGAAAGAUGCUAGGAUUUCCUUGUUCCGUGUUUCUUAAUAAACAUAUGACACUGUAAGAGACUGUGUAUGUUGAUUUUUUUAAAAAUAAAGCUUUAAUGCACAACUUGAUUUUGAUGAAAUAGCAGGCUUUAAUUUUCGCUUGAAUGAUGCAUAUGAGGGGAAUAGGCAUAAGGAUGUGAUACUUCUCUUUGAAUUAUACUGAUGAGAUUAAAUUGGCAUUUUCUAUUAUUUCUAUUCUCUCCCACUUUAGAAAGCACUUAUUGGAAACAAAUGAAUGUCAAUAAUAAUCUUUUAGGGAUAAUUGAUCUAUUUUUUAUUUUACCUGAAUUUUCUAUUAUAUUUAUAUUUUCUAAUAAAUAGAAAAUAAUCUGCAGCCUUCAGUUCAGAACUCACCGGAUGUCCUAUUUUAAGAACUGUUGCUCUAAAUAAUUUUCUUCUCUGUGUUGGUAUGCACAACUGAUUUUAGCAGGUGGCUAAAUGCUAUUUGAAAAGCACACUUGACCCAUUCUGGCAAAUCAACUAACUGAAAUAUUUCUUUAAUUUAGAAAAGAAAUUUGCUUUCAGAACAUUUAAAGUGUUCAAAACAUUUUAGUAAAUAAGUUACCUUUUGCCACAAAUCACAGUCAAAAUAAUUAAAAAGCUAAUAUAACUGCCACAAUCCAUUAGUAUACAUGGCUGUUCUUUUUGCAAGUGAAUCUUGUUUCAACUCUGUAUCUCUUAAGUCAAAAUGAAAUACUUUACAUACUAGCGAAAAUAUGUCCCACUCGAUGUGGAAAUGGAUCUCAGACAAAUCUGCAUAUUGAAAUUAUUUUACGGGCUAAUUCACAAGUGGAGAGAAGACUGAAGACAAGUAAGAUCCUUUCUUUCAAAAUGUUUGAAAGCACUGCGUGUGAGAAUCGUGUUUUCUUUCUUUCCCAAGCCGAUUUUGAGAUGCAUCGCUUGCCCUUCAGAGGUCACCCUGCACGUGGAAGUUCUGGAAGGCCAGGAGCAAGAGAGCCUUCUCCUCUUCACCCUCACAUCCGCCAUCCUCACUGGCAGAAAACCAGACUUUCUGCAGGCUGGAGUAGAAAAAUGUAACAUGUUAAAAAAAAAAAAAAUCCUUUACAGUAUAUGCUUACACAGGCAAACACAACAAAACAAAACACCCAGAAAUGGCUGGAGGAAAUGCCAGAUGGUUCAUGGGAAGAUCAGACGACAGAGGAAUGGCUUCGGAGUCAGGAAAUCCAACCUCUGCAGGUUACUGAAGUCAAGAACCCAAUUAAUCAGUGACACGAAAUGCAGCGUUACUGAGGACCGGCCAAACGAGAAAGUUAGGAAAAUGCUCCCGGAACACACGUCCUCACUCCUGCUCUGAGCUGUAACUAAUAUUGAAUUAGCAAAAUUUAUGUGCCGAAUGAAUGCUUUAUUCUUAUUAUUUUUUCCAACUCGAUCUGCCUGCCUAGACUCCAAGCUUUAUGAGCAAUGAAGAUCAGCUGCAUGACAUAAGAAAUUUUCAGGUGGACGAACAGAGGACUUACACCCUCGUGAACCGUCUUUCUUGACUCAAGCGCUGAGAAAGUUAGAAUCAGGCCACCCCCUCCUCUAUUUUGUGCGGGGGAUUUUCCACUCCUAGUCAAAUGGUGGUGCUAGUUCUUUAUUUUUGAGUUGCUGCAUUUCCUAAUUUCAUGGUCAUAACAGCCUCCUGUCUACUGCCUCAGAACGGUUUUCACCAAAACUGAAAAUAAAGGCUCCAUGCUCAGAAGCUCCUUAACGGGCUCGAAAGGUGACUGUUCCUCUCCCUUGCCCAUUCUAUAGCCUAAGAAGACAGGCUUUCAGUGACAUUCUUCUCUCCAACUGACCCAUCCGCUACACGUGGGGGAGAGAUACACUGGACAGGAUGGUUGUGAGAAGAGAGGAAGCCCUGAACUCUGGAGGAAGCCACGGUCUGGGUGAAAAGUGAAGCCGGGUCAUGAGAAAAUGGAUCUCUAAGCUGUAAAAACCAAGGAAAUAAAAGGCAGCAGGGUCUGGGAAGAGUGAGGGGGAGGGAAGAGGCAGCUAUUCCUAGAUUCCUAGGAGACUCUUACCUCUGGUAAGGUAACGAGGGGCUGAAGGAGGGUCGUCGGGGUCAGGGAAAGGGAGACGCAGCCCAGCUAGAAUGCUCAGGUGCAUGGAGAGCUAGGGAAAGCCAGCCCUCGGAGAAGCCCAUGAGGCUUUAAUCUGGGUGACUGGAGACAUAUCGAUGCUGUUCACAGACUGGGGGGUUGAGAGGAACCCCGUGUUUAGGGGAGAAAGAAAGACGACUCAUACUUUGAACAAGCCAGCGAAGCCCAGGAGACCGCUAGAAAAGUGGGUCUGGAGAUGCACACAGUGGUGGAGCCAGAGAAACAGACUUGACCCUGAUUCACCAGCAAGUGUGAGCCUGCGCAGCAGGAGAGGGCAGAGAGCGACCAGGAGGGAGCUGGGAUCCGGACAGUGAGGUGGCCGGCCGGCUGCUGAGCCCUCCGCCGCGGGGGGAAACGGUUUGCGCCUUGCCCGCGGCCACUGACCAUGACCAUGACCCUACACACCAAAGCGUCCGGCAUGGCCCUGCUGCACCAGAUCCAAGCCAACGAGCUGGAGCCCCUGAACCGCCCGCAGCUCAAGAUCCCCCUGGAGCGGCCCCUGGGCGAGGUGUACGUGGACAGCAGCAAGCCCGCCGUGUAUAACUACCCCGAGGGCGCCGCGUACGACUUCAACGCCGCGGCCGCCGCCUCCGCGCCCGUCUACGGCCAGUCGGGCCUCGCCUACGGCCCGGGGUCGGAGGCGGCGGCGUUCGGCGCCAACGGCUUGGGGGGCUUCCAGCCGCUCAACAGCGUGUCUCCGAGCCCGCUGGUGCUGCUGCACCCGCCGCCGCAGCUCUCGCCCUUCCUGCACCCCCACGGCCAACAGGUGCCCUAUUACCUGGAGAAUGAGCCGAGCGGCUAUGCGGUGCGCGAGGCCGGCCCUCCCGCCUUCUACAGGCCAAAUUCAGAUAAUCGGCGCCAGGGUGGCAGAGAGAGAUUGGCCAGCACCAGUGACAAGGGAAGCAUGGCCAUGGAAUCUGCCAAGGAGACUCGCUACUGUGCAGUGUGCAAUGACUAUGCCUCAGGCUACCAUUAUGGAGUUUGGUCUUGCGAGGGCUGUAAGGCCUUCUUCAAGAGAAGUAUUCAAGGUAAUAGACAUAAUGACUACAUGUGUCCAGCUACCAACCAGUGCACAAUUGAUAAGAACAGGAGGAAGAGCUGUCAGGCCUGCCGGCUACGCAAGUGCUACGAAGUGGGCAUGAUGAAAGGGGGGAUACGGAAAGACCGGAGAGGAGGGAGAAUGUUGAAGCACAAGCGCCAGAGAGAUGAUGGAGAGGGCAGGAAUGAAGCGGUGCCCCCUGGAGACAUGAGAUCUGCCAACCUUUGGCCAAGCCCUCUCUUGAUUAAACACACUAAGAAGAACAGCCCGGUCUUGUCCCUGACAGCCGACCAGAUGAUCAGUGCCUUGUUGGAGGCUGAGCCCCCCAUAAUCUAUUCCGAGUAUGAUCCUACCAGACCCCUCAGUGAGGCUUCAAUGAUGGGCUUGCUGACCAACCUCGCAGACAGGGAGCUGGUACACAUGAUCAACUGGGCAAAGAGGGUGCCAGGAUUUUUGGAUUUAAGCCUCCAUGAUCAAGUGCAUCUUCUGGAAUGUGCCUGGCUAGAGAUCCUCAUGAUUGGUCUUGUCUGGCGCUCCAUGGAGCACCCAGGGAAGCUCCUGUUUGCUCCUAACUUGCUCCUGGACAGGAACCAGGGCAAGUGUGUCGAGGGAAUGGUGGAGAUCUUUGACAUGUUGCUGGCUACAUCGUCUCGCUUCCGUAUGAUGAAUCUCCAGGGAGAGGAGUUUGUGUGCCUCAAAUCCAUCAUUUUGCUUAAUUCUGGAGUGUACACGUUUCUGUCCAGCACCCUGAAGUCUCUGGAAGAGAAGGACCAUAUCCACCGUGUCCUGGACAAGAUCACAGACACCUUGAUCCACCUGAUGGCCAAAGCGGGCCUGACUCUGCAGCAGCAGCACCGGCGUCUCGCGCAGCUCCUCCUCAUCCUGUCUCACUUCAGGCACAUGAGUAACAAAGGCAUGGAGCAUCUGUACAACAUGAAGUGCAAGAACGUGGUGCCCCUCUACGACCUGCUGCUGGAGAUGCUGGACGCCCACCGCCUGCACGCCCCAACCAACCUUGGGGGCCCACCCCCGGAGGACAUGAGCCAGAGCCAGCUGGCCACCUCGGGCUCAACUCCAUCGCAUUCCUUGCAAAUGUAUUACAUCACAGGGGAGGCGGAGAACUUCCCCACCACAAUCUGAGAGCUCCCCCGGCAGCUCCCCCAAGGUUCCAAGAAUCCCUGUCGCACUUCACCCCCACCUCGCAUCACUCUAGCUGACUUCUGCCCCUGCACACACUCUGGCAUGCAUCCAGCGCUGGCUUUCUAAUAUGGGUGGCCAUUCGUUCGCUUGCUCAAUUCUAAGUGGCACACCUUCUUUGGGGAACAGCCAAAGGGAUUCCAGGGCUCAUUUCUUUGUAACAGCUCCCUUUCUCCCUUCGCGGCGUUACUCAGCGUAAAGAUUCCCUUCGUGUUUCAUGACUGGGCUUGGUCCACGAGCUGGGCUCAGAGGACUUGUGCACUUUAGCUACUUGUGACCCAGGUCUGGAGAGUGGACUUUUCACCUCCAUGAAUGUGAAGCACUUUUUAAUGGAUCUAAGCGUACGCCACAGGAAAGAAUUGGAAGUGGCUCCUUUAAUUGCUGACGCGGAGAAAGCUAGGUCCAGGGUUCAUUAUAACAUCCUCUUGUAUUCCUAUAGCAAACAUAUCAUUUUAUGAAAGUCAUGCCUUCAAGCUUUUGCUCUGUUGCUUGGCCGUAGCAGAAUAUCUGGUGAUUGUCCACCCACUUCCCCUAUAGGAAUACAAGACGCACACAGGGAAGGAAGAUCCCCUAAUUGUCAAGAAUUUAUCAGCUUAAUACACUGUACCUUCUGAUUUGCUGAAUGCUUUACCAUUGGCCUUUGAGAGCACUAUGUACAGGUCACGGGUUCCAGUUAAUUCUUGCUUCCCAUGGAGCCGUGGAAAACAGCAAGUUGAUCCCAGUUAAUUUGCUUUCACAUGUACCAGUUUCCUUGUGAGGGAUAAAUUCUUGGUUUUUUGUUUUUGUUUUCAUCUUAUGAAAAAGAAAGCCCUCUCCCCGCCCCCAGAACUUGCAGUAAAUGGGCUUCAGGACCUGUUCUGGUGUGAUCUCACACCUAUCAGCAGAGGGCGCUCUGCUCAGAUCUUCCUGGUGUGUAACUUAAUGCAGAACGUGUAUUAGGUGUAGUGCCCAGCCGAUGACCAAGGGCAGUUUCCACGAGUGGGCACCCGGGUGACACUUCCGGCCCUGCGGCACUGGGCUGAGUAGUAAAUGUGCAUGAUUCUUGUAGGUACUAGAGACCAAAGAGGAAAAAAGGGCAGAAACUGGAUAAAACUGUGAGGCUCAGGGUGGCCCAGCCACAGGCUGUGUCACUUAGGAGUGCUACUGGCCGACCCCACGCUGCACUGCGGGGCUGCCCGGGGGUCCACGGGGCAGUCCUCCUCUUCCUUGUUCCCCCGCCAGGCCCUGACUGGAGGCACGUUCUGGGCAGGGAGGAGGGCCAGGAUUGGAGUACUCUCUGGGCCGGCUGCCUGCUGCCUGGUCAGACCACACCUGCCCUUGGUUGUUUAGCAUUCAUCCCAGAAUCAGGGUUUGGCCUUGAGGGAGAAAGGGAAAGAAAGAAAAAAACUUCCCCAAGUGUCGAUGUCAUUAAACUACAUAAGCCAAGAGAGCAAGACUGGACAUGGGCGUAGGAGUCCUCAGGCCUAUAGGCUUAAACAAGCAAGGCUCACCCCAACCACAGGGCUGGCUUCCCUGGGUCUUUGCUUCUCUAGGGCAGUUAUGGGUUAUUUCCCCUUCUCAGCUAAAAAAAAGAAGUUUGGUUUCCUCUGGUGACCUCAUUGUCUAGAACCGGAACCCCAUUAAUAGGCAAUGUGUUAAGCCAUCAAGCCAGCCAAGCUUCUAAGGCUUCUCUUGGGAUACCUGUUUUAAAAGUGGAGUUCAUUCAUUUCCGAUUUCGCAGGAAGCGAUCGCCAAAGGACUGAGAACCUGGGAGGGCCAAAAAGAAAAAAAAAAAAAAGUUUUUUUCACAAGUG
Molecule: messenger RNA, 7451 nt
Organism: Sus scrofa (pig)
Lineage: Eukaryota; Metazoa; Chordata; Mammalia; Artiodactyla; Suidae
Source: RefSeq, a predicted model, not a curated record